ACUGCAAUCAGGUCAACGAUGUCUGUUUCUCGUGGGACUAUCCCGCUCCGUCUGAGAAGCGAAUGUAUAGCCUGACCGACGACAAGUUUUCGAGGUGCGUGUCACACACAAUCCAUAUGUAUGCAGCAGACCGCAGGCAGGCCACUGCGCUGUUUGUGUGCAUGUGUGUCACGGACAGUAUAAUUCGGAACAUGGACGCGCCUGAGCGAGGCCUCGAGUGCGAGAGGCGCCAGGUGUUCUGCCCCGAAGACUACGACGGCGAGGGGGAGCUAACCUACCGGGGUCAGAAUCAGACUGCCGCAUGUCCGGGCCCCAAAAAGGAGAUACUUCGGUGUUGCCGCUCGUGGGACGCCUCGAACUUUGAGCACUUCUUCAUCGACGACACCACUGCUGCACCUGCAGAGGAGACAGACGAAGAGUGAGGGAGCCAAUGAAAGGCAUUCCUUCGUGCGUACGUACUUAUGCGUGCAUCUGUGUGCAGGGCCCUUCCUCUGAGCGAGGAUUGCUGUAGCAGUCCCAAACACGCCCCGGCCACCGUUACCAGCGUAUGUAUGUAUUGUAUGCACCCACGUAUAGUAUCCAGCGCCAGACCAGACAACGCAACGGGAGGGCAAGGCAAGUACCCGCCUGCCCUGCCUAUGUAGUGCUUGUCUGGUGUGUGACCAGCUCUGGGACGUUUGGCAGCUCCUCGCACAGGCAUGCACUCACUGCAGCCCAGCCACCUGACCUUGAUGUCGUGUUGUCUUGUUUGCUCGUCUGCUUGUUUGCUUCAGCUUCACUACGUCACUUUGCAGCGGACGGCGAAGUGGCACAAGUGGGAGACACCGCAUAUGCACUGGGGACAUCCGCAGGAGGGAGGUGUUGAGGAGCCGCCGCGUGUGAAGGCCAUGAACGAUUGGGUCAGGACGUGGUUGAAACAGUACUGGCCGGUUGUCAUGGAAGAGGUGAGUGACGUGACAGUCAUCCAGAAUGCUCCCUGCCUGCACGCGCCCUCAUGGCGGCCAUGAGCUUUGGAUGGGCAGAUGACCGUGUGGAGACGGAUUCAAGUGGCCACACGCAUACACAUACACGCGCACACCCAGCACAAGAAGUUCAUCGCGUAAGCAAGAAAGGGCCGAUGGAACGAAUCAGGUCGGGUGGCUGCGUCCCUCCCUGCCAUCCAUUUGUCGAUUGAUGCUCAGGCAGGUGUGCCGGUUCAUCGGGCAGGCCCGUCUGCCCGUCCCUUAUGACCACACCACCCGAAACCGCCUAGCGGCGCUGUACGUCCGCCCCGAUCUGUGGGAGGAGGACCCUUUAGCAGAUACUCUGAGACAGCGUGAGGCCUGCAUCAGUGUGCCCAAGACAUGGGAGAUCCAUGAGGCGACUGAGUGUGACGCCUUCGCAGCCCGCGAAGAACCCCGGGCCUCGGAGAAGACAGCGACUGAGGCAGGUAGCGAGGGGGAGAGACAAAGUGAGUCUGAGGAGGAGAGAGACAUUGAGACGGUGUGCGUGGAGCCCACGUGGGAGACACCGGUGUUAUUCGAUUUCCCAUCGUACGCCAACCAGCUAUGUGAGGGAGAACUGAGGGAUGCCUGAAUAAUUCAUGUAUGUGUCGCUUGCUGCUGACGAUGUACGGCACGUGUGCGUCUGCGGCCCAUGUGCCUUUGCAGGUGGUCCUCAUGGCGCGUGCAAGGCCUAUGACAUGUACAACUUCGAGUUUGCUGACUUGUUCUGGUUGAGUGGGCCUGCUGCUAUCUAUCGAUGCGCUGUCUGCUUACUCUGACUUGCCACAUGCAGGUGCCGAAGAGGGACGAGACGUCGGCGGCAUGGAAGAAGCUGUUCGACCGAAAGACCAAGGAGAAGUGCUGUGCGGUAGGCACGAGACAUGGAGGCACAAACGCACACAAACCCAACACAACACAUGCGCCUUUCCCUCACACGUGCGCGUGUGCAUUGACUGACUCAAUCAGGGCUAUGUGCCGAUGCGGCUCAUCGAGUUGUGGCGACUGGCUUCCAUCGGCUACUUCGAGACAGAGAAGCUGGGAGAAGAUGCCAUCAAUGAAGCCAAGAAGGUUGUCGAGGCUGCCUUGUUAAGGUUUCGCGUCUCUGCGGCGCUUCAGAAAGGUCUGGACAAAUGUAACAACACAGAUUGAUCCAUCGUGUGUCGCCGAGUGCGUGUCUUCACGUGUGUAUCAGGUCCUCUGCGUUUUGUGUGCAACUUUAUAUCCAACUACAUGGCCAACUCACUGCUGGAGGACGUCAAGGCGGAGGACGUCAAGGACGUCAGGGGAGAUUUUGUAGGCGACGCUGUAAAGAUCAAGAUCGGCCUAAAGCUGGUGCUGCAGCCAGACAUCGAGGACCUGGUGCUCGAAAAGCAAACGGGGGGGAAGUCGCUUCUUGAACUGGGCACAUGUAAGCGACUGACUGGAAGGGGAGCCACAUGCUACGAAAGAAUGUAUUGAUUGACGGGUGCGAAUGUGGGUGAAUAGGUGUGCCAGAGGACAUGCUUGCCGCCUACGAUGCUUCGUUCCCCACCUUCAAGCCUCCCUCCGAUGCCGACAAGAAGGCCCCUUGGCUCGACUUUGAAGGCCUUUUGCACAAGGCGUGUGGAAAAAAGUUCGGCGGCCAUGGGUAUGACGCUCCAUCCCAGGUAUGACAGAAAGGAGAAGGAGUGUGUCGAGGUGUGUCGAUGUGCCGAUAUGCGUGUGUGGUUGACUGCACUGCCACCGCUGGAUGAAACACGCACACACACGUCAGAUGUACAGACUAUACAAGCCCCACCACGCCGUGCCCGCCCACAAGGUGAACGGGCCACGCCCAACACUCAGUGUCACGGCUCCAGUAGCUUGAGGACACAUAUAGCAUGUGUGUCUCUCUCUCACGUACUCGUCUAGGACUUCGACAAGUGCCUUCCUGGCUAUUCCCACGUCACGUUACGUCAAGUCUGGUGCGUAUGUAGGCUCAAAGAAGGACCCUUCGGCGCGGUCAGCCAGCCUUCUUCUCUUCGCUUGUGUGCAGGGACUAUCUCAGCGCUCGGUUUCAUGUCGAACACGACAUCCUGAAGCCGAAAUGGCCUGCGGGAAAGCCAUCGCCAUCAAACAAGAAGGUGAGUGAUACCUGUUGCAUUGUACGCAAGAGACGAAAAAGUACAGAAGCAAGCUCCGUUGAUGGUGUCCGUCAGGGAGAGCCGGUCAAGUGGGAAGAUGUGACAUUUCACUCUCCGGAACUCAACAACAUUUAUGCGCUGACCUCUGCCGAGAUCGACAAGGCCUUCAGCGACAUGUAUGAGCUGGACCAAGCCAUGCACCACGUCGCAGUCUUGAGACUCACACAGACCCGCCGUCGCAUAUUUCUAUUGUACGUAUGCGUCGUGUCAGCACGCUCCGUUUCGCCACUUGUGUCUGCUGGUGAUGCGUGCGGUGAAGGACCUCCCGGACGGUCUGGUGGUCACAUUGCGGCCAGAAGACGUCACGCCGUACCUUUCAGACUCCUAUAAAGACCUGCUGGAAACGGGACACUGUGAGCAAUGCAGUACUGCAAUGCACUCCCGAGUACAUGCAUGUAGCCGUGCGUGAUGCGUGUCUCUUUUGGUGUCACAGGUUUGCCGCAUCGGUACAAAGAUCCAGGUGGGAGAGAGUGCCGAUAUCUGCGACUGGCUACCGUUCUUCUCGCGCAGAUAUUGUUAAGCGGAGGACCAAGAAUGUGAAAGCCCUCAAAACCAAUCCAUCCGACGUCACCAAGGCACUCAACGCAUAUAUCAUGAAGAAACUCGACCACCUAUGUGGCAAGCGCGACUUUGGUAAGGAAGCAAGCCGCGACACGCAGAAGCCAUUCCACUUUGCAUCUAUGGCUUGGACUUUUGUGCCUUCGUUGUGUGUGUGUUCCUUCUUGUCUGUGUGUGUGGGUGCAGAGUCACCCAAUAACCGCGGCAAUCGGGUCGAAACAUUCAUGCUGGUCGCCAUCAUGGCUGCACUGCUGCCGCUGCUCAGCACGUACAUCGGCGAUAGACGGAUAGACAAAUAGGUCUGCAGUGCGUGUGUGUGUUUGUGUCUCUGAGACAUGCAUCUUUGGCCGCAAGUAUUUGUGACAUGCGCCAGAUGUCCACAGGCAGGUUUUCAAUGAGGGAUAGCCACAGAGACGCCUAUGUAUGUCUGAGUGUCACGUUUGCCAGCUUGUCCAAUCAUCGAUGUGUAUCCGUCGCGCCGCGGGCGCUAUAGACACCUAGCUCCCUUGAUCACAUCCUCUACACACACGCUGCA
Vitrella brassicaformis is the source of this 4238-nucleotide messenger RNA. The record is from the annotation of a GenBank genome assembly. NCBI's taxonomy places the organism in Eukaryota, Vitrellaceae.